This is a messenger RNA of Loxodonta africana (African savanna elephant), 15625 nucleotides long. It is a transcript of the gene FBXO28, whose product is annotated as F-box protein 28. The coding region runs from base 16 to 1122 and encodes 368 amino acids. The transcript has 5 exons. The record is from RefSeq and is a predicted model, not a curated record. Gene Ontology annotation, biological process: protein polyubiquitination. Gene Ontology annotation, molecular function: protein binding. Lineage: Eukaryota; Metazoa; Chordata; Mammalia; Proboscidea; Elephantidae.
AAUCAAACCCCCAAGAUGGCGGCGGCGUCGGAGGAGCGGAUGGCUGAGGAAGGAGGCGGCGGCCACGGCGACGGCGGCUCCUCUUCGGCCGCCGGCUCUGCCCAGCGACAGCCCCCACCACCCCCGCCGCCGCCCUCGCAGCCGGGGUCCCAGGCGCCCCCGGCCCCGGCGCUUGCUCCGGACCAGCUGCCUCAAAACAACACGCUGGUGGCGCUGCCCAUCGUAGCCAUCGAGAACAUCCUCAGCUUUAUGUCCUACGACGAAAUUAGCCAGCUCCGCCUGGUUUGUAAGAGGAUGGACUUGGUCUGCCAGAGAAUGUUGAAUCAGGGAUUUCUGAAAGUGGAGAGGUACCAUAACCUAUGUCAGAAACAAGUCAAAGCACAACUCCCAAGGAGAGAGUCAGAGAGGAGAAACCAUUCACUCGCUCGUCACGCAGACAUCCUUGCUGCUGUUGAAACCAGACUGUCACUGUUAAAUAUGACUUUCAUGAAGUAUGUGGAUUCCAAUCUCUGCUGCUUCAUCCCAGGAAAGGUGAUUGAUGAAAUUUAUCGUGUAUUGAGAUAUGUCAAUUCUACCAGAGCCCCUCAGCGAGCUCAUGAAGUACUUCAGGAGUUAAGGGACAUUUCCUCCAUGGCGAUGGAGUACUUUGAUGAGAAGAUUGUUCCAAUCCUGAAAAGGAAAUUACCAGGAUCAGAUGUAUCUGGAAGACUCAUGGGCUCCCCUCCAGUCCCAGGACCUUCCGCAGCCCUGACGACGAUGCAGCUCUUCUCCAAGCAAAACCCCUCAAGACAAGAGGUUACCAAACUCCAGCAGCAGGUUAAAACCAACGGCGCUGGAGUGACUGUUCUCAGGCGGGAAAUUUCCGAGCUCCGCACCAAAGUGCAAGAACAGCAGAAACAGCUUCAGGACCAGGAUCAGAAACUGCUAGAGCAGACCCAGAUCAUAGGGGAACAGAACGCACGGUUGGCGGAGCUGGAACGCAAACUGCGAGAAGUCAUGGAGAGUGCGGUCGGAGGCUCCUCGGCCUCUGGGCAGAAUGAGGAGUCUCCUCGGAAGCGAAAAAAGGCCACGGAAGCCAUAGACUCUCUUAGGAAAUCGAAACGUCUUCGGAAUAGAAAGUAAACUGGAAAGUGGUUCCAGCUCCAGAAGAAGACAUGGCUUAGUGGCUUCUUACGCAGUCAUGCUGUCAGGACACUGUGAGCAACACGGUGUCUCUUGGGCUUCUAGGCUUUCAGAACACAACUUAAACUUGAACUCUUUCGUGGUUAAGACAUUCUUUCCCGCUUCUCCUGGGUGAACUGAUGCACAGAAUCUUUUACUUUCCAAUAGAUUUGUACUAACCAGACCUGUUCUAUCAUGUUUUGAGGAGUUAACUUUCCUGUGCAGAUAAUGUUUAAUGUUUGUUUCUGCAUAUAUGCACAUUACAUAAGGAUCUUAAACAAACCCAGUCUUGACAGACUAGAAGUUAAGUUUAAAUACAGAAAAUGUCCUGCUCACUUGAAAGAAAAGACCUACUUUUUAAAUGGACACUAUCUUGUUUUUUAAAAAAAGUUGACUUUUUGUUAUAAGUGACCUUUGUCCGGAAUGUCUGAGAAGUAGUUUAUGCUUUUUGGUAUUGAAGUAAUGGGUAAUGAGAACGGACUUCCACAGUGUUGACUGUAGAAGGGGACUCUACAGUACUGACUAUAUAUUUUUAUAAACUGGCGAGGGACUUCCCCAGUUGUUACAUAUGUGUUUUCAGUUCUCUUUGGGGCCACGUCCUACGCUUGCAUGGAUGGAUGCAUGCAUUGCCUAAUCAGCCCACUUAAAAAGCUCUUGCACUGGUAUUGAUCUUGAACCUCUAUACUUCACUUUUUAGAGCAGCUUCUUAGUUUAUUUAAGUGCUUAACAUCUCUGCCAUCACAGCUUGCCUCUGGAGGGUAAUAGUCCAUUUGUCCUCCAGCUUUACGGGGGCAAGGGAGUAUUGAAGCCCAUUGCUGUAUCUAUUCUCCGUAGGGCUCAGGUACACCGGCUAAGGCAGAACCCCAAAUUCCAAGUCUGUGAAUACCGGACCUCUGGUAACUAGUACUGUUCCUUACUCGCCACUGUGUCACUUGCUGAUCGAAUGUGAUUGAAUAGGGGACGUGACUGCAGGGUGCAGUUUUGCCACUGAAGCCGAGUUCAUUGAAGAAAAGUAAUUCAUUUCUGGGGGUGACCUUAGGGAAGCUUUUCAAUAUUAAUUCCAAGCUUUCCUUAUCCUACAAUGUUAAACAAAAGCUUUAAUUUCUUUUGCACUCCUGUUGUGAGCGUGUAACCAGAAAAGCAUGUCUUGCACUGUCCAGCCUUCUGAGUGGUCACUUUAACAACCUCCAAAUUGUGUACAGUGGUUCUUUUUCCCGGUUGUAUAUUUUUGAGACAUUAUUCAACUAUCACUGUCCUAGUUUUAUUUUAAUGUACUAAAUUAUGUAGCUGUUAUUUGACUGUUAAAUUCUUUUAAACAACUGUUGCCUCGGGCUUCAGUUAUUUAAAGUAAAUUUAGGUGUAAAAUAGGAAAUGGUCCCUUUCCAGGUGGGAGUUUGACACCUCUAUAAACCUAAGUUUUGGUAAGUACCUUCGUUGAAUAAGCACAAGGCUACCACCCUUACAUCCGUCCAGCAUGACAUGGUUAUGCAUCCUUUAGAUAAACCUCACCAAAUGAACCUUUUUUUCCUGUCCAUUUUUAAUAUUGUCCUUACAUAAUAUUGUCCUUAGAUUUUGGUCAAUUCUAUGUCUAACUUUGCAACUCCAUUUACAAUGUAGUAUGUUUUCAAUGAAAAACCAUAAAGUAACAUCCAAGUGUUUUAUGGCUUGUUGGGAAGAUAAUUUUAAAAUAAACAAUUUCCAAAAAAACAUUUGUCAGCCAAGGUCAUCCAUAAAAGUCCCCGUCUGGAAAUCAUUUUCUCAGCAGGUCUCAUUUUUGUAACCAUAGGAUUUAGCCAUGUUGUCAUAAUUUUGGAGGAGGCCUACUGGAACACUCACGGCCUUUAAUAGUCUGCUUUUCUGGUAUUGGAAGGCUCUUAAAAUAACCAAGUACAUGUUUACAGGUUAACUAAGUAUGAUCCUUAUGCAUUGGAGGGAUAUAGCCUUAGAUUGUUUCUUGAAUAGUAGUUAAUGAAUUCCAAGAGUUUCCUGAAUUUCAUUUUAAACUACAUCUAGAUACCCUAGAAUGGGCCUAUAGUCUUCCAUUAGUGAACAUGAGUAUGUGGCAUUCAUAAUAAGCAUUCACACUAUUAGAAUGUAGGUUUUCUAUUUGAAAAUCCAAAGUUGUACAGCAUAUACUUGUAACCAUCUGUCCAUAAGGUUAAUGAGUUGAUGCAUGAAUAUUCCAUAACAGUAGGAGAAUAAAACACUACAUUUUAGUCUUAACUCUUAGACUGUCUAGCUCAAGGACAUUAGAAAACUGCCUUCACCAUUAAUCGGGACAGUUGUUUAUGUUUGCUUUUGGAUAGCAUAGUGGUAUUUAAAGUUCAACAAAUCGCAAAUUAUUUUGAUCACCUAAAACUGACAUAUUUCAGGAAAAUUGUAAAUUAGCCUCCUGAAAGAGCCGUCCUGCCCUGCAUUGUAAGUCAGUGAUUGAAAUGCUAUGUGCUGUUACUGUUGUGUUGUCCUAGGGCAACAUUUCAUGAAGUAGUCCCAUCAUCUUCCUUGGCUGGCUUUCAGAGACUUCUCUGCCGUAAUGGAUCGUUCCCGCUUAAAAUUUAUCAUGGUACACUACUACAGACAUGCAUCGAAUGGGAAAAGGCAUACGUAAGAAAUUCAGGGGGUUGGUCCCACCCCCUUGGCCCAACCAGAUCCUCUGCAUAGAUCCACAUGGACUUGUUUUACUUGAUUUUCACAUAUUCUGAGGUUCUUGAACCUGCCGUUCCUCAAACUCCUCUUUUGAUGUAUAGAGCCUGGAAAUAACGGGGCAAACACAAUGUAUUCCGAGUGAUCGCACUGUUCUAAGACUAUUGGGGUGCCAGCAGGUCUAAAGCCACUGGUUUUGGAAGCAACUUUCUUUUGUGAAAUGUGUUUUUUGGAGUACUGAACUUUACAGGGGCUUGCCUUAAUCUCUAUUUAGUAGUUCACAGUGAAUGCGCUAUUACUCUACAUGUCGAAAUGUUGAAAUGAUUCUAUGUAGCCCCCAAAGUGGGUAAAACAGAGUAUAAAAAAAAAAAAAAAAAAGUAAUGCCUAAAUAAAUAAGCUAAAAGGUGUCACUGCAGCCGGAUUUUUGAGAGAAAAUGGGCAUAUGGAAAUAGGCUGUGUGUAAUAAAUAAUGGCACCUUAAGAUUGCACUACUUUAUGCAUUAUUUUAUAGGCCAUUUCAUAGCCUGCACUUUAAUCUCCAAAGAAACAAUGUAUGUUGUCCCAGUUGUUCCAUAUUAAUAAACCUUUUCCUAAGACAGGGCACUUUAUUUUAUUAUACUGAAUUUGUUUCUUGGAGAUGGAUUCCUUUUUUGAGUUCUCUGUUUCCUUAGCCAUAAUAUUUUCUAGGAUCUGGGAACUCCCUAUCUUGUCUAUUUCCAACACUAUAUAAUCUUAAUUUAAAGUAAUGUACCGCUCAUACUUGGUGAUCAGCACGUUCUUAUAUCUUGCUCUAUCAGUGAGUACCCAUGUGUUAGACUUAGCAAACCCUCUAAAAAAUAUCGUAUGCUGUAAGUAAGAUUCGAAGCCAGGAAUAAAAGGUCUUCUGGAGGAAACAUCCUGUAUGAUGCAGUCUCUUGGAAACGGGUGGUUCUGAUAUGAAAUUCAAUUUGUCAUCUGGUUCUUUGACUUGGGAUUUAUCCGAAUCCCAUUAAUUAGCACCCAAAAAGGUUAAUAAGAUAACAGACUUCUCUAGCCUGUCGUCUGAGGCAAAUUAUUUUCAAAAAAUGCUAAAGCAACUCUACAUAACAAGACUGGCAGCUGACUGCCGUUUACCACGAUCUCACCUCGAAUAGCAAUACAGUUACAUUGGUGAUAAAGAGGAUAGGCUUAAGUCAUGUUGGCCCUUUCCAGCUUCCUGAGAGUCUUAAUUCAGAAAUUAAAUCCAAAUUUUUCCAGUUGUGUCUGAAGAGAACCAUGAGAUUUAGAAACAUUGGUGAUUUAUUCCAUUGCCAAAGUAUACUGGUCCAUAUUCAAAGCUAUACUAAAAGGUCAGAAGUGUUUAAAAUCUCUAUGUGGUACCAUGUCUGUUACCUAUGAGCAACAAUAAAUUACUAGUUUACCUUCUGGAAUUUUAAUUGUUUAUAACCUAAUUGAAUUACUGGAAAGUGGAAAACACCUCCCGGUCACACAACAGGGUACAUGAAUAAAUGUGUUGUUACCAGUGCUACUCGUUUUCUUUGUAUUUCGUGCACAAAAGAAUAUGGAGCUCCGUUGCUAACAAAUACCUUAUUAAUAGCCACCAUCUCUUGAAGCACUGUGUGUGCUUUGCAUUUGUUCUUUUAGUUCUCACAGCCACCUUGUAAAGGAGGCUUUACCAUGGCAGUUGAACUCGGGUUAAGCAACAUGUCCACAGUGUUAAACAGGUAAGCAACUAAGUGGGAUUUGAAUCCAAACCUACCUGCCUCUGAAGCUUCUGUACGUCCUGGUACACUGUGCUAAAAUUCUGAAAACGCUGGGGCCCUUGAGUUAGACUCUAAGUCACAUUAAUUCUCAGAUUACUAAUACGUAGGUGCUCCUUCCAUACAUCUGCGAGAAGCAAUCAGUGCCCCAAUCACCGGUACAAUGGAACUGAAGCGCAGGGAAAAGCUGGGCUUGGAGGAGGCAACUUUCAUCCUAAAGGUUUUUUGGCAAUGUGUUCAACCUAGGCAUCAGGUAAAAGAGAACAUUUUUAAGGCUUCUAGAACCUGUAAUCAUAAAUAGGAGGCAGUACCAGCAGUAGACAUGGUCUGGGGUCACUAGCGUAGCACCUUACUAUAAUAUAUGCUGCCAGUUGUGACCACCAGUUAUUUUGCCAUGCCGGUAAGGAACAGACACCAAAAUUCCUUCCAGCUCCAAAGCUAAAUAUUCGUAUUUCAAUGAAACAAUCAUGCCAAUAAUUACCAGGUUUUUUUUUUUAAAGGUAUAAAAAAACCAAACCCGCUGGCAGUCGAGUCAAUUCCAACUCACAGCAACCCUGUAGGCCAGAGUGGAACUGCCCCGUAGAGUUUCCAAGGAGCGCCUGGGGGAUUUGAACUUUGGACCUUUUGGUUUGUCAGCAGCCGUAGCAGUUAACCACUACGCCACGAGGGUUUCCUUUUAAGGUAUAAUGAUGUGAAAUUGGUCUAAACAAAGUUCUCUAAGGAAGAGUAAACUCUGAUAUUACUUUUUUUUAAUACUAUUUUUGCUGGCAAUAUACGUGAACAUACAUCCAUUCACAAUUUCCACAUAAUCGGGUCAAUAACUGGUACAUACUUCAUAUUGUGUCACCAUUCUGUCUCCACUCAUAUUGUUUCAUCACCAUUAGUUUAGGCUCUAAGCCCCUUAAAGUUCUCUGUGCUUUAGAUGAACUGUUGUCGUUUUAAACUCAGAUAAUUCUUUCUAAGAGUGCAAUGCUUAAGGCAAACAUUAUUAAUGGGGCUAAACUGUUGUUUAGUUUAACAAUGGCCUCAUGGGAUAGUUUCGAUUCAAGAUUUAAAAAUUAUUUCCAGGCAUUAGAUUUGGGGGUUUCCCCAGUCAAUGGCUCCAGUAAGUCUGGUUUCUAUGUGAAUUUGAAGUUCUGUUCCAUGUUUUCCCUCCUUUUGAUCAGGACCCAUCUGUUGGGUCUUUGAUCUGACACCUUCUUUACCCAGCCUGUCCACAACUUAGAUGUUGAGGAAAAAGAUCACAGAUGACUUUAUGUGGAAGGGGGAGGCUGACGGCAGUGGUAUCUCUUGUCCCAGUACCACAUUCUAGUCAACCAGAUAUCACAGCCUAGAAGAACGAAGGCUGCUACUCUACAUGUCAGUCUACGGCAGGUAGGUCAGGGUGAAAAUCUUUAUAUUCUCCUGGUGGCUCAGUUGCUGCCUUAUAAAUUCACAUUGUUAUAAAACCAAGGGUCUUUAUUUUAUUUAUUUUGGGGGGGGGCAGUAAAUAUACACAACAAAACAUUCCCCAUUUCAAUAUUCUUCACAUGUACAACUCAGUGACACUGUCAUAAUCAACCAUUACCUUUAUCUGUUUCCAAAUUUUUCUGUCGCCCUUAACAGAGGCUCCAUGGUGUCCCCCUUUUCCCUCCCUUCUGUCCGCCCCUAGUGACCACUAUUAAACUUUGGUUUCUAUACACUUGCCUGUCCUAGGCAUUUCAUGUAGGUGGGAUCAUGGAAUAUUCUUUUGCGACUGACUGACUCGGCAUGUUUUCAAGGUUCAUCCAUGUUGUAGCAAGUACCAGAACGUCAUUUCUUUUUAGGGCUGAGUAGCAUUGUAUGUAUGUACCACAUUUUGUUUAUCCAUUCAUCUGCUGAUGGACAUGUAGGCUGUUUCCACCUUGUAGCCAUUGUGAAAAGUGCUGCAAUGAAUACUGAUGAGUAUCUGUUUGCGUUCCAGCUUUCAGUUCUUUGGGGUAUAUACCGAGGAGCGGAAUUGCUGGGUCGUAUGGUAGUUCUAUGUUUAGCUUUUUCAGGAACCACCAAACUGUUUUCCAUAGUGAUUAUAUAUACCAUUUUACAAUCGCACCCGCAAUAGAUGAGGGUUUCAAUUUCUCCACGUCCUCACCAACACCUGUUGUUUUUCAUUUUGUUUGUUUAAUCAUAGCUAUCUUAGUGGGUGUGAAGUGGUAUCUCAUUGUGGUUUUGAUUUGCGUUUUUCUAAUGACUAAUCUGUGAUGUUGAGCAUCUAGAAAACCAAAGACCUUUACUAGUAUUCUUGCUUUUCUUUUCUUUCUUUUUGUGUGUAUGUGUGUGUUUUAAGAAUUAUCUUUAUUUAUAAACUUCCCCAUGUUUGAAUUUUAUUCCAGAAACAGUUCUUACAGGAUCCAUUAAAGAUUAUUCCCUUGUCCAGAGAAGUGUGUCUCAGCUUGCUUGUAUACACUCCUCUGGUUUUUGGUGAGUUGUUUCCUCAAAGCAAACCUAUAGGAAAUUGUGAGGGGACAAAAACUGGAGUAAUGUUGGGGCAAAAAGCACAAGUUAUGACUACGAAGGAAAUACAAAUCAAGAAUGAGCUUUCCAGCCCAGUCAGCCAAAUAGCUUUCAACUUUGUGUUUUUUAAGUUCCCUCCCUGCUCCUUUUCUUUAUUAAACAAAAGUCCAUUUCUAAUUAACUGAUUUGUUAAAAGUCUGUGAAACAGCAGCAGUGAAAAUAGUAAAAUUGGCUCUGGGAUGCAAGACUUAAGGUGUGCCCUUCUGUGUUAAAGAGAACACCCCUCCCUACUCAAGGCUAAGUAGGCAAAAGAGGGGUACUUGGGGGAUAAAAGGGGAGAGAGGGUUAAAAUGCUUGUUCUUCCUCUUGAGAGUUGAAGUGAGCUUACAAGAGAACGAUUUAGCUCCCUAGAUGACCAGUUUCCAUAACUCUAGGCAAGUUUACUAGUGGUUACGGCCCUCCAUUCCCAAAGCAGCUGUGAAAUGCAGCUUGUUUCUCAUGGUGGCCAGCUGGCUACCCUCAUAAGAGUGCAAUAAGGGAAGGACUGCCAAGAGGUUAACACAGUGCCCAGCACAUGAAAAACCAAACCCAGUGCUGUCGAGUCGAUUCCAACUCAUAGCGACCCUAUAGGACAGAGUAGAACUGCCCCCACAGAGUUUCCAAGGAGCGCCUGGCGGAUUUGAACUGCCAACCCUUUGGUUAGCAGCCAUAGCACUUAACCACUAUGCCACCAGGGUUUCCACCCAGCACAUAGUAAGCCUGUAAUAAGUAGUGGUGAUAUAUAGAGAUAUGACUACGGAAAUACACAAACUCCCCAAGACUCUGGCACCGAGGGACCCUCACUUCCUUUCCCCCUAGGGGCAGUGGCUGCACUGAGCUAGGUGUUGCUUCAGGUGGAAUGACGCACAUUGGGUGGCUCCAGGCACAGCUGCUCAAGGAGCUUAUGUAAUGCAUUGACUGCAUCCCUGUUUUAAGAAUAUUUAAAUGUAUACCAGCCAAGUGGCUGAGGUCCGGAGAAAGAGGCCUGCCUGUGGGCAUGGCCAAGAAGCUGUCCUGGCAAAGAAUGGUUCCUGAUCCUGAAUUAUAACCUGUUACUUCCCUAAUAAACCCGGUAAUUGUGAGUGUUGCCUGUGAGUUCUGUAUGGCCAUUGCAACAAAUUAUCAGCUUGAGCAGAGAAAUAGAGAGUGCAGGGGGAGGGAUGGCUGGUAUUAGAAUUGGUAGGUAAGUUGGAGGGUAGAGGAAUGUCUAACUACCUCAUAGGAAUCAGCCUUGGUCUGAAGCUGAUGACCUUGAUUCUCUCUCCCCCGCACCUUGUGAAGUCAGACAAAGAGGUCAGAUAACGUUGCCAUCAUAUAUUUACAGCACUCAAAAUAAUGUUCUCUAGUCUUGCAGGCUUUCUAACCUCCUUGGGUAGAUUUAUUUUUAGUCUAUCUUAGUUUUGGCAUCUCUUAGAAUCCUAGAACAUGGAGGUGAUUUAAGGAAAUUACACCCCCUUGGUUUUCAUCACUGAGGUAACUGAGUGAUAUGCACAAGGCCACACACCUUGAUAAAGACAAGUCAGGGUCACUGAACUCUAUCCCUUCCUAACAUUUACACUGCUUUUUGCACUGCCCCACACUGACUUCCUGAGAGCCACAGGACAGCAAACCAGUUCUUGAAGUGCUCAUCCAAGAGGCCUAGAAGGGAGAUUUAGGGCUACAUCUAGUAGAGUGAAGAGAGGUCCCUCUUCAAAUCUCCCCUCUGUGUAGGGCAAUUGAUAUUAUCACCACCGUAAAAGAUAAUCUAGUGUAAGGGUUAAGCAUCUGUGCUCUAAACCAAAAAAACACACUGCCAACAAGUCAUUUCUGAUUCAUAGUGACCCUAUAGGACAGAGGAGAAUUACCCCAUAGAGUUUCCGAGGAGUGUGUGGUGGAUUUGAACUGCUGACCUCUUGGUUAGAAGCUAUAGCACUUAACCACUACACCACCAGGGUUUCCAUAGGUGCCCUAGAAUCGGAAUAAAUGGACUCCUAAUCCCAUCUCUAGUCCCUGAGUGGUGGAAAGGAUUAAUGCGCUCGGCUGCUAACCAAAAGGUUACAGGUUCAAAUCCACCCAGAGGCGACUCAGAAGAAAGCCCUGUCUAUCUACUUUUGAAAAAUCAGCCAUUGAAAACCCUAGGGAGCACAGUUCUACCCUGACACACAUGGGGCCACCAUAAGUCAGAGUCAACUCAAUGGCAACUGAAUCCCAGCUCUACAGUUACCGGCUAUGUAAUAGCAGCUUGGGUACUUAAUAUCGCUGAGGCUCAGUUUUAUCAAUUGUAAAGUAGUUCCUACCUUAUAGGGUUGUUGCAAAAAUUACAUAAUCCAAGGAAACUAUCAAUUCCAGCUCCUGGCACAUACUGUGAGCUUUGCAAAUGUUCAAAAACCAGUGUCACACAGCUUCCACAAGACAGUUCAGGUGAAUUUCCAUUAUGUAGCUAUUUCUCUGAAAAAAGCACAGAAGUUCCUGUAGGUUAUCACCUCUUAAAAUGUGGUCUCUGGGGUCAACAGCCUCUCAAUCAACCUAGGAGCUUCUUUGAAAUGUUGAACCUCAGAACUCUGGGUCUCAUUCCAGAGCUAUUGUGUUGUGUCAAGUCUAUUCCAACUCAUAGUGACCCUAAAGGACAGAGUAGAGCUGGCCAUAGGGUUUCCUUGGUUGUAAUCUUUAUGGGAGCAAAUGGCCCGGUCUUUCUCCCAAGGAGCGGCUGGUGGGUUCAAACCACCAAACUUUUGGUUAGCAGCUGAGCCCUUAACCACUGUGCCACCAGGGCCCUUAACUACUGGAUCAAAAUCUGCAUUUUAUGUACCAGAUCCCCGGUGACUAACCUGCACAUUCAAAUUGGAGAAGUGCUGCGGUAGACGCAUCCACUGUUUUAAAGCCAGGCUUUCCUUGUUACUCUUAGCUUCCCAUAUAUUUAGCCAAAUAAUACUAAGAAAUUUAGCAUUGGCCAGGGCCAGCUUUUACUUUCAAGCCAGCAGGAGUCACCAAACCAAAACAGGAGACAAACAGUUUUGUCACUUUUGGUGUCAUAAGAAAUUUCUAUUAAAAUUCCACCAGUAUGAGAUCAGUCACUAACAUUAGAGAAAAAAGAAGCUGUUUUUAAAAAUGUAAAUGUCGAGAAGUGGGGCCAAGAUGGCGGAGUAGUCAGACACUUCCGGUAAACCCUCUUAUAACAAAAAAAACCCCAAAGACCCUAAAAAAUAAGUGAAAUGAUUAUAUUUAUGACAAGCUAGGUUUUUUUGUUUGUUUGUUUUUAGGAGCCCUGAACAUCAAAGGCAAAGUUAGAAAAUGGACUGAGUGGUAGGGAGAGGGAGAGACGGUUCAGAAAUGGAGAGGAGUUACCCGACCUGAGUCACCAGGAACCCUCAGGCACCAUUCCUGGGAGCGACUGCAGUAGGCUGGUAGUAGCUUUCAGCCGUGGCUUCCUCAGGGAGAAACAGCCAGCCACACAACCUACUCACACCUCCAGGACCAGAGAAUGGCGCUCUUGGAAAAAGCUAAGUACUUGCGUAUAUUUUACCGCACCCCAAGCCCUCAAGCUGGUUUCAGUGGCUGUCAAUUUCCCUGGGCCUGAAAUAGGUCCUGCUAAGUGGUCUGAGCCAUUCUCCUUGGAGAAGGGAUAAAUUCACAACUGAGGGAAAAGAUAAUCUGCCAGCUCCACUAAACUCAGGAGCUCAGGAAAGAAGUGGCUCCCGUCCAGGCAUAAAUGGUCUAUGGACUUUGAAUACCUUCCCCCCUGCAUGGACCUGUGUGGGCCUAUUUCAGGAGAAUAGACCCUUGUUGGUAGAGUGCAACUGUUUCAGUUGUGUGGUGGAGAGGUGGGUGUUUGUUGUGGGACACCGAUUUGCCUAUUAAACAGGGUCCUCACCCAUGCACAUCAGGGGCCAAAGGACUGGUGUCUCCACUCAGGUCACCCAGCCACUCACGACAGGAGUCCAAAGACAACUGGUACCUCCCAAUUCUUACAACUGAAAACAUUGGGUGCCCAUGGUCUGUCUGCAGAACACACCCUCCUGUGCAGUCUACGGCAGAGGGACACACUUUCCUCAGAGACAGUUGGGGAACAAAAUUCUCAGACCUCUGCCUUGUUCAGAGCAUGACCCCUUGCUGCAACCAGAUAACGGUACCUACACCAAUCACCCCUGCCCCUCUAAGAUUGUAGGACAGAGCCUGUACCACACACUUGAUGACCAGCUACCUGGACACCUAAGCUGAAUUCAUACAAGAAAAGUGAAUGGACUUCUAGACUGAUAUACCUGAUAACAGCUCUAGCCAUCUGGUGAUAGGAUGUUAGAGCUUCAAAGGCAAAAAUAAUAAAGCUAGCUCACUCAAGCAACCCAUUUGGGCUUAUCAAACCAAAAAAAAGCAAGAAGCCAGGAUACAGUAAGCAAACAUAAAAUAAUAUUAUAACUUACAGAUGGUUCAGAGACAACAGUCAAUAUCAAAUCACAUAAAGAAACAGACCAUGAUCGCUUCAAUGAGCCCUCAAAACAAUGAAUCAAGGGAUCUUAUAAAUGAAAGUGCCUUCCUGGAAUUACCAGAUGCAGAAUACAAAAGAUUAAUAUACAGAACCCUUCAAGACAUCACAAAGGAGAUCAGGCAAUACACAGAACAAACCAAGGAACACACAGAUAAAGCAGUUGAAGAAAUUGAAAAGGUUCUUCAAGAACAUAAUGAAAAAUUUAAAGCUGCAAGAAUCCAUAGACAGAGAGCACUCAGAAAUUCAGAAGAUUAACAAUAAAGUUACAGAAUUAGACAACUCAAUAGAAAGAGGGGCAGAAUUGUGGAAGUAGAAUGCAGAAUUUGUGAGACUGAAGAUAAAACAAUUGGCACCAAUACAUUUGAAGAAAAAUGAGAUAAAAGAAUUUAAAAAAAUGAAGAAAUCCUAAGAAUCAUGUGGGACUCUAUCAAGAGAAAUAACCUAUGAGUGAUUGGAGAACCAAACAGGGAGGAAUAACAGAAAAUACAGAGAGAAUUGUUGAAGAUUUGUUGGCAGAAAAUGUCCCUAAUACCGUGAAAGAUGAGAAGAUACCUAUCCAAGAUGCUCAUUGAACUCCACAUAACGUAUAUCUUAAAAGAAAUUCACCAAGACAUAUUAUAAUCAAGCUUGCCAAAACCAAAGAUAAAGAAUUAUAAGAGUGGCUAGGGAUAAACUAAAAGUCACCUACAAAGGAGAGACAAUAAGGACAAGCUCGGACUAUUCAGCAGAAACCAUGCAGGCAAGGAGGCAAUGGGAUGACUUAUAUAAAGCAUUGAAGGAAAAAAAUUCCCAGCCAAGAAUCAUAUAUUCAGCAAAAAGGUCUCUCAAAUAUGAAGGCAAAAUUAGGAUAUUUCCAGAUAAACAGAAGUUUAGAGAAUUUGUAAAAACCAAGCCAAAACUACAAGAAAUACUAAAAGGAGUCCUCUGGUUAGAAAAUCAAUAAUAUCAGAUACCAACCCAAGACUAGAGCACAGGACAGAACAACCAGAUGUCAACCCAGAUAGGGAAAUCACAAAAAUAAAUCAAGAUAAAAAAACACUAAAACAGGGAAACAGCGAUGUCAUUAUGUAAAAGAAGACAACAUUAAAACAAGAAAGAGGGACUAAGAGAUGUAGUCAUAGAUCUUUCAGAUGGAGAGGAAGACAAGGCGAUAUAAAGAAAUAAAAGUUAGGUUUAAACUUAGAAUAAUAGGGGUAAAUAUUAAGGUAACCACAAAGGAGACUAACAAUCCUACACAUCAAAAUAAAAUACCAGAAAAAAAUAGAGACUCAGCAGAAACAAAAUCAACAAUGAUGAAUAAGAGGAAAAGACAAUAUAUAUACUACUCAGCACAAAAAAUUAAGUGGGAAAAGGAAACUGUCAAUAACACACUAAAAAAGACAUCAAAAUGACAGCACUAAACUCAUAAAAAAAAAAAAAAAAACUCAUACCUAUCCAUAAUUAUGCUGAAUGUAAAGGGAUUAAAUGCACCAAUAAAGAGACAGUGGCAGAAUGCAUAAAAAAAAAAAAACAUGAUCCAUCUAUAUACUACCUACAAGAGACACAACUUGGACGCAGAGACACAAACAAAAACUCAAAGGAUGGAAAAAAUAUAUCAAGCAAACAACAAUCAUAAAAGAGCAGGAGUGGCAAUAUUAAUUUCUGACAAAAUACACUUUAAAGUUAAAUCCACCAAAAAGGAUAAGGAAGGACACUAUAUAAUGAUUAAAGGGACAAUAUACCAGGAGGAUAUAACCAUAUUAAAUAUUUAUGUACCCUAUGACAGGGCUGCAAGAUACAUAAAACAAACUCGAUCAGCAUUGAAAGGUGAGAUAGAGAGCUCCACAAUUAUAGCAGGAGACUUCAACACACCACUUUUGGUGAAGGACAGGACAUUCAGAAAGAAGCUGAAUAAAGACACGGAAGAUCUAAAUGCCACAAUCAACCAACUUGACCUCAUAGACAUAUACAAAACACUCCACCCAACAGCAGCCAAGAAUACUUUCUUUUCCAGUGCACAUGGAACAUUCUCUAGAAUAGACCACAUAUUAGGUCAUAAAGCAAGCCUUAGCAGAAUCCAAAACACUGAAAUAUUACAAAGCAUCUUCUCUGACCAUAAGGCCAUAAAAGUAGAAAUCAAUAACAGAAAAAAGCAGGGAAAAGAAAUCAAACACUUGGAAACUGAACGAUACUCCGCUCAAAAAAGACUGGAUUAUAGAAGACAUUAAGGAUGGAAUAAAGAAAUUCAUAGAAUCCAGUGAGAACGAAAACACUUCCUAUCAGAACCUUUGGGACACAGCCAAAGCAGUGCUCAGAGUUCUAUUUAUAUCAAUAAAUGCACACAUACAAAAAGAAGACAGGGCCAAAAUCACAGAAUUAUCCCUACAACUUGAACAAAUAGAGAGCAACAAAAGAAACCCUCAGUCACCGGAAGAAAGCAAAUAAUCAAAAUUAGAGCAGAAUUAAAUGAAAUAGAGAACAGAAAAACAAUUGAAAGAGUUAACAAGACCAAAAGCUGGUUCUUUGAAAAAUUAACAAAAUUGAUAAACCAUUAGCCAAACUGACAAAAGAAAAACAGGAGAGGAAGCAAAUAACCUGAAUAAGAAAUGAGAUGGGCCAUAUCACAACAGACCCAACUGAAAUUAAAAGAAUCACAUCAGAUUACUGUGAAAAAUUGUACUCUAACAAAUAUGAAAACCUAGAAGAAAUGGAUGAAUUUCUAGAAACACACUACCUACCUAAAUAACACAAACAGAGGUAGAACAACGAAAUAAACCCAUAAAAAAAGAGAUUAAAAGAUAAUUAAAAAACUCUGAACAAAAAAAUGCCCUGGCCUAGACGGCUUCACUGCAGAGUUCUACCAAACUUUUGGAGAAGCGUUAAAACCACUACUACUAAAGGUAUUUCAGAGCAUAGAAAAAAGCAGAAUACUCCCAAACUCAUUCUACGAAGCCAGCAUACCCGAUACCAAAAUCAGGUAAAGACACCAAAAAAAAAAAAAGAAAAUUACAGACCUAUAUCCCUCAUGAACUUAGAUGCAAAAAUCCUCAACAGAAGUCUAGCCAAUAGAAUUCAACAACAUAUCAAAAAAAAAAAAAAAUUCACUAUUACCAAGUAGGAUUCAUACCA